Messenger RNA from Mustela erminea (ermine), 5260 nucleotides. It is a transcript of the gene AKAP3, whose product is annotated as A-kinase anchoring protein 3. Bases 690 to 3290 code for a protein of 866 amino acids. The record is from RefSeq and is a predicted model, not a curated record. Gene Ontology annotation, molecular function: protein kinase A binding. The transcript has 5 exons. Lineage: Eukaryota; Metazoa; Chordata; Mammalia; Carnivora; Mustelidae. Gene Ontology annotation, cellular component: cytoplasm; sperm principal piece. Gene Ontology annotation, biological process: intracellular protein localization.
GCGUGGGUCGGAGAUACGGGUGGGAUAUGAAGAGAGAAGAGCUGGGGGAAGAGAGAGCAAGGCGCAAGGGAGGGAAUGUGAAGGAGAAGGGAAAGAAGGGAAAUAGAGAAGAAUUUUGGGAUUAGAAUCUCAGAUCUGGGGUGGGCCGUAAAGAUAAUCUCAUUGUCAGGGAACGUAAAGUUCAGAGUCAACCAGUGACUGACUGACGGGCGUGCAAAAUGGCAGCAGAACUCGAGCUGCAGGGACCCCAACUUUCCUGACUCUGAGUUCAGUUCAUUUCCUGAAAAUGUCAGAGCAGCUCUGGUGAGACUAGGGGAAAAUGGAGGCGUGGCCCCAGCACUCAGGAAGUUCUCAGACGAAAGAACCGGGGUCCAGAGGAGAGGUUGAACAAGAAAGAAGUGAGGCGGGAGGGUAGAGAAGGGAAAGAAGAGAAAUGGAAAUCAGGAUGUGCACGUCCAACUCGCCAAUCACAUUGUCUCCUCCGAGCCCUAGCUCUUGCUGUACCCUUUACCUGGGAUGCUUACUCAGAAGUCUACACCAGCUCAAGUUUCUGCUCGGAGAAAGCUACUCUGACACCCCAGAUCCCUUAUAUUUCAUGGCAGGAGAGGUGGGUAAAUUUAGGGAUAGUGAAGACAACAACAAAUUAAUCACGAGCUUUCCUCGUACCUCAGAACCUGUCCUCAGUAAGAAUGUCAGAAAGGGUUGACUGGUUACAAAGCCAAAAUGGAGUAUGCAAAGUUGAUGUCUAUUCACCUGGAGACAGCCAGCCCCAGGACUGGAAAAUGUCGGAUGAAUCCUUGUCUAUUUUUAAGGAAGCCUCAACUGAUCCUAUCAGAGUGCUCAGCUGGCUCCGCAGAGACCUGGAAAAAAGUACAGCAGGAUUCCAAGAUGUUAAGUUCAAACCUGGAGAAUCCCCCUUAGGUGGGGAAGUGAGUGACUUAGGAGACCCCUGCAAGGGUUUCUCUGUGGACUAUUACAAUGCCACCAACAAGGGCAGUCCAGGAAGAUUGCAUUUUGAGAUGACUCACAGAGAGAACCCCAUCCAGGGCCCCAGUGUCCAACUUGGUAAUGGGAGUUCAGUAGAUGAAGUUUCUUUCUAUGCUAAUCGCCUCACAAAUCUAGUCAUAGCCAUGGCCCGCAAGGAAAUCAAUGAGAGGAUAGAUGGUUCUGAAAACAAAUGUGUCCAUCAGUCAUUAUACGUGGGAGAUGAACCCACGCCCAACAAAAGCUUGAGUACGGUGGCAUCAGAACUGGUGAAUCAGACUGUCUCUGCAUGUUCCAAGAAUGCUACCUCAGAUAAGUCUCCAGGCUCUGGUGACAGAGCCUCAGGAUUAUUACAGAGUCCCCCAAAUUUGAAAUAUAAGACCACUCUGAAGAUCAAGGAGAGCACCAAGGAAAACAAGGGUGCAGAUGAUAAGCCUCCUUCUAGAAAGUCUUUCUUCUACAAGGAGGUGUUUGAAUCUCGUAAUGCAGGUGAUGCCAAAGAGGGUGGAAGGUCCUUACCUGGGGAGAAAAAGAUGUUCAGAGGGCAAGAAAGACCUAAUGACUUUACAGCUUCUGUUAGUCAAGGGAUCAUGACCUAUGCUAAUAGUGUGGUAUCUGAUAUGAUGGUGUCCAUCAUGAAGACACUGAAGAUCCACGUGAAGGACACAACCAUUGCCACCAUUCUGCUAAAGAAGGUACUGCUCAAGCAUGCAAAAGAGGUCGUCUCAGAUCUUAUUGACUCCUUCAUGAAGAACCUCCACAAUGUCACAGGGACCCUCAUGACUGAUACAGACUUUGUCUCAGCUGUAAAAAGAAGUCUGUUCUCUCACGGAAGCCAGAAGGCCACAGAUAUCAUGGAUGCCAUGCUUGGUAAGCUAUACACUGUAAUGUUUGCAAAGAAACCACCUGAAAAUGUCAGGAAAACUAAGGACAGGUCUGAGAGUUACUCCCUUGUCUCCAUGAAAGGAAUGGGUGACCCUAAAAACCAAAAUUCAAACUUUGCAGCCAUGAAAUCUGAAGGUAAAUUGAGGGAAAAAGUGUACUGUCCUGCAUCCAAACCUGAGGAGAAGUCUUGUGUCGAAACUCUGGGUGAACACAUUAUCAAAGAAGGACUGACACUUUGGCGUAAAAGUCAGCAAAAAGAAGGAAGAUCUCCAGGUUUCCAAAGGGCAACAUUUGCAGCUCCCAACAAACAGUACAAGCCUGUACCAGACAUUCCUCUGGACUAUCCUUUGGAUACUUCCAGCCUCAGCCCCCCUUUGCAUCACCAAGAGAAACCUGAGAAUUUUAUGUGUGAUUCAGACUCCUGGGCCAAGGACCUGAUCGUAUCUGCCUUACUUCUGAUUCAAUACCACCUGGCCCAGGGAGGAAGCAUGGAUGCACAGAGCUUCAUUGAAGCAGCUGGCAGUACCAACUUGCCUGCCAACAAGUCCCCUGUAGUUUCUGAUGAGUCCAGCCCCAAGUCUCCUCAAACGGGAGGUAACCAAGAGGAAGCAGAAAAGAAAGAUCUGAUGAGUGUUUUCUUUAACUUCAUCCGGAAUUUACUUGGUGAGACCAUUUUCAAGAGUGACCGUAGCUCUGAACCCAAGGUGCCAGAAAAGCCAAUUAAGGAAGAAUGUAGCCACCAGAGUGAAAGACCUGUAACCCCUUCUCCCAUCAAAUUAAGUGAAGGUGAUGAGGCUGGUGGUCCCUUUGCUGGGCUGACCAAGAUGGUUGCUAGCCAGCUAGAUGGCCACAUGAAUGGGCAAAUGGUAGAACAUCUGAUGGACUCAGUGAUGAAGUUAUGUCUCAUUAUUGCCAAAUCCUUUGACUCUCCCUUGGCAGAGCUGGGAGAUGAUAAGUCUGGGGAUGCAAGCAGGCCAACUUCAGCCUUCCCAGAUAGUUUAUAUGAGUGCUUACCAGUCAAGGGCACAGGGACAGCAGAGACUGUCCUGCAGAAUGCCUAUCAAGCUAUCCAUAACGAAUUGAGAGGUAUGUCAGGACAGCCCCCUGAAGGGUAUGCAGCACCCAAAGUGAUUGUCAGCAAUCAGAGCCUAAGUGAUACGGUUCAGAACAAGCAACUCCAAGCCGUACUUCAGUGGGUCGCCGCCUCUGAACUCAAUGUCCCUAUUUUGUACUUUGCUGGUGAUGACGAAGGAAUCCAGGAGAAGCUACUUCAGCUCUCGGCUGCUGCUGUGGACAAAGGACGCAGCGUAGGUGAGGUCCUGCAGUCAGUGCUGCGCUAUGAGAAGGAGCGACAGCUGGAUGAGGCGGUGGGAAAUGUUACGCGACUGCAGCUGCUGGACUGGCUGAUGGUGAACCUGUAAUCGGCGCCCACCUACUGCUUUCCCCCUUUCCCCUCCCUUAGUACCUCCACAGCUCCCCUCUCCAUAUCCUUACAGAGCCCUAACGUUAUCUUCAUACCACUCACAUCAAAGACAUGUCAUCUUAUGCUAGCCACUGGAUUUUGCAGAUUUUCCUGUCCAUGCAAGCAAGGACACAAGAUUAAAAAAAUUACAAUUAAAGGGCUCCCGGUGUUUGGUUUCCUUGGGAUCCAAUGGGACAAUGAGGUAAAGAAACUUCAGGGAUUAAAAAAUUAUCAGAGGGAUAGCAGAAGAAAAAUAAUGCUGUCCUGAGAGGCCCUGGCUAAGGUCAUUCAUCCUAUUUCUAGGUAUCCGAUCGAGUCCGCAACUUGAAGAUCCCCUGCCUUAAAGUGUUCCUAAGAAUAAGCAGUUACAAUUUAUUUUAUAACCAUGUAAAUCACAGCAUAUUCUCUAUUCAGCCUGAAUCAUUCUAAUUAUGAUAUUGAGGACAUGGCUGCUUCUCCUGUCUCUGUAGAGUUGCAGAACACUUGUCUCCCUCCACUUUAUCCAUGGUUGAAGAUAGAUAGUGUCAAAAAAGAUCCAGAAGAUCUGAAUUCUAUUGCCAAUUCUGUACUUUUCUGGCUAGUCACCUGUUAGGACACUUCUCCCAUUUAAUAUCCAUAUCACCCCACUUAAUAGGGCAUUUUCUAUUCUUAUCCUGACCUUUCUAUGGAAUUUUAUUGAUCUUUCUAGAAACUUUCUCCUUUGGUUUCUAAUUUUUGGGUUGUUUUGUUUUGUUUUACAUCUCUUGGGGACUCUAGUUAACUCCGUCACCCCCGGCAUAUUUAUCUUUCCUACUUUCUUUUGACCCUCUGCUAUUCUCAUUCUGUUUCACCUCUCCUGGGUGAUCUUAUCCAAACCCGCUGCUUCAGUUAUCUGGUGUCCUCCUUCGUGAACUAUUACACAGUAAUUAAAAUGAAAACUAUAAAGCCAGGUAUAUUUUCCAUGUUGUUUAUGAAGUUAUGAUCUUAAGAAGUUUCUUAUAAAAUUAUAUCUGUUCUACAAUUAGAAUCAUAUAGAGAUUAUAUAUUCAUAUAGAGAAGAACUAGAAAACCAAAUAAAAGAGAUUUUGAGGAUGAUGGAUGAGUGAAUAUAUCCUGUUGUUUAUUCAGCUACCCCUCCUCUGGGAAAUAAUCUGUCCCCUACUCCGUGGUGCCACCAUCUUCAUAGUGUGGACUUGCGACCCAACCCGUCUGAUCACAGGAUCCCAAUAUCUCAGACGUAGUGCCUGGUUCAAGUCCAGUCAUUUCUGAGAUUUUCCUGCCAGCACUGCAUCUUUUGACUAGACAAUGGUGGUCACUUUAACUUCUGGGCAGAACUUGUCUUUAGAAUGAAAACCACAAAAAGAAGAAGGGCUGAGGGGGAAUCUGAGCCCUAUGACCUCAUCUGAAUUUUUAGACUCUACAGUGUCUGAAAUCACACUUACCCGCCCUGAUUCCCCAAUUACGUAAACAAAUAAAUGUCCUCUGUUGCUGAACCUAGUUUCAAGCUAAAUUCAGUGAUUUUAUCCAAACCCACUGCUUUAAUUAUCUGGUGUCUUCCUUCAUGAAAUAUUACACAGUAAUUAAAAUGAAAACUCUAAAGCCAGGUAUAUUUUCUAUGUUGUUUAUGAGGUUAUGAUCUUAAGAAAUUUCUUAUAAAAUUGUAUCUGUUCUAUAAUUAGAAUCAUAUAGAGAUUGUGAAAAACUAGUUUUUCAUUUUCAAACAAGAAUCCUAAGGGGUUAGCUGUCUUGGAGAAAAGAAAAAAAAAUUAGAGUUCUGUUAGUGACGCUAUGACGUUGAGUGCUUACCCCUCCGCCCCCAUAUACAUACAUCAUUUUAUCUGGUUCAGGGCAUAAGGAGGGAGUGUAGGUGUAAGGACAUUCUCAUCAUAAUAGGAAUCAUGCUAACUGGCCAUGUGAAUAAAGUUUUUUUUUAAACAAACCUUUAUGCAU